Mastomys coucha (southern multimammate mouse) is the source of this 3663-nucleotide messenger RNA. RefSeq names its product cytochrome c oxidase assembly protein COX11, mitochondrial. The transcript is spliced from 4 exons. Gene Ontology annotation, cellular component: mitochondrial inner membrane. Bases 60 to 887 code for a protein of 275 amino acids. Lineage: Eukaryota; Metazoa; Chordata; Mammalia; Rodentia; Muridae. The record is from RefSeq and is a predicted model, not a curated record. Gene Ontology annotation, molecular function: copper ion binding.
AGGUCUCGCGAGAUCUCGCCUAACGGGCCCCGACGGGCGGGCGUUCGUUCCGGGGGGUCAUGGGAGGGCUCUGGUGUCAGAGAUGGAGGUUUGUGGCUUUAUGUGGCCGGGGCUGGAGUCGGCCCGGAUGGUCAGGGCGGACUGUGGUGAACGCAGAGCGGGUUCUUACGCCCGGGUGGAAUGGGCUCGGAGGCGCGGAGCGCGGACCGAGACGUUUCGGGACGUGGAAGCGGCCGAGCGGGGCCCGGGGUCCCGCCGCGCAGCCGCCGCGGCGGCCGAGGAGCAGCAACCCUUUCCAGCGCGCGCAGGAGGACGAAUGGAGGCGGCGGAACAAGACGGUGCUCACGUACGUCGCCGCGGCCGCCGUGGGCAUGCUGGGGGCCUCCUACGCCGCGGUGCCCCUCUAUCGGCUCUACUGCCAGACUACUGGACUUGGAGGAUCAGCAGUGGCUGGGCACUCAUCAGACCAGAUCGAAAACAUGGUGCCUGUUAAGGAUCGGAUCAUUAAGGUCACCUUUAAUGCUGACGUCCAUGCCAGUCUGCAGUGGAACUUCAGACCUCAGCAAACAGAGAUAUAUGUGGUACCAGGAGAGACUGCACUGGCAUUUUAUAAAGCUAAGAAUCCUACUGACAAACCAGUAAUUGGAAUUUCUACAUAUAAUGUUGUACCGUUUGAAGCUGGACAAUAUUUCAAUAAAAUACAGUGCUUCUGUUUUGAAGAACAAAGGCUUAAUCCACAAGAAGAAGUAGAUAUGCCAGUGUUUUUCUACAUUGAUCCUGAAUUUGCAGAAGAUCCAAGAAUGGUGAAUGUUGAUCUCAUCACUCUUUCUUACACAUUUUUUGAAGCAAAGGAAGGGCACAAGUUGCCAGUUCCAGGCUAUAAUUGAAGUAGCUCCCAAGACCUGCUUCAGAUUUGUGAUUUUUGGAAAAUCAUGUAUUGUGCUUUCUCAGAAGAGAAAUAUCCUAUAGUAGUGUAUUUUGAAACCUUGUAUUUUAAAUGGUUUUACUUUUCUUUCCUUGUAACUUCAUUUAUCCCACUUAAGACUGAAAGAACAAGUUCAAAACUCAGUCUGCCAUGAAAAGAUGCUGCUAUCCUGCGAUGGUGCUUAAGGGCAGAAACAACCACUGCUGUGUAUUAAGUAAUAUGAAUGUUGUUCAUAUUCCAAGCCUGAAGAAUAUGUGACUGCACACAGUAUCACAAGUGUGACUAUUAAAAACUAUAUCAUCGGCCAGGGAGAUGAAUCAGUGGGUUAAAGUGUUUGCCACAUAGGCCUGACAACUUGAGUUCUGGUUCCCACACCAGCUUUAAAAGAGUGAAUGUAGUAGCUCACAUCUGCAAUCCUAGGGUUCAUACAGUGAGAUAGGAGGUUGAGCCAGGAGGAUCAUCUUGCCUGUAUAUGCAUGCUCUGGCUGCCCAUACACAGGUACAAACUGCUUUAAUAGUUCAGUCUAAUUCCUCUUGAAGUAUUAGCCCUUUAUAUCUAUAAUAAUGUAUCUGAAAACUUUGAAAAAGAAACUACACAACUGUUUUAGUUCAUAGGCAUGCUGGCUGCUAUUUCCUUCAGUAUAAACUGAUACCAUUUAAAUUUUUUUAAAUUUAUCUAUCUAAUAUGUAGGAAAGCUGAAUGGCACCCAUGCUGCAGCAGACAAUGGGCAAGCUGUGGGAACAGCUUCCUCUUACUGUGAGGGUCUCAGGAAUCAGACAGGUAGCACGUUCCUUCACCUGAUGAGCUUUGUUUGGCUCAACCGACAGUUAAAAACUCAGUGUGGAAGAGGAGUCGCCUGCUCCCAAGUUUGCUUCUUAGUUCAAGUGUAGCUUUUUUGUUAAGCUUGAAGACUGUUUUUUUCAGAGUACUGACUAGAUAAUCAUUUGGAAAUGAUGGUAUCAUGGUUUAACAGAAGAAUUACACCUGCUAGUCUCAGCUAGCAUUUACCACCGUAAUUCCAAGUUCACUAAAGUUAUCAUGUAAGGGUGAAACUGUGAAAACUUACUGACAUAAAAGCGCAUUAAACUAGAAGACAAAACAAAAACAACACAACUCUGACAAAUUAAUAGUAAUUUAAUUUUAUGUAAAUGAUGCACUGUCCGUUUUCCAGUAGUCUUUGUUUCAAAUCCAAAUGUAAAGUAUAAUAAAAGGCAAGAAUGUUUAACAUUAUAAAGAACUACACCUAAGGCCACCUGAUGCCUUGAUGUCUUGCCCUUCUCAGGCACUUGAAAUAUAAUUAAACAAGUCUUUCAAGCAAUUCUAAACCAAAAUGUUAUUUAUAAACAAGUACAAACUGAAUUCUACAUUCAGAUUCAGUUAAAUAAAGGCACACAUUUUCUUCCUUUCCCCAUCUGUUUACAAUGUUUUAUAGUAGGAUGAUCGAUCUUAAAGUACCCCUAUCUUAGAUCUGUCAUUUGUACUGGUGGCAUUGCCUGCAGAACACAAGAGUCCACAGUUUAACCAGUUGGCCUAGUACUAGGCAGUUUUCCUCACAAGCAGAUUUUCCUGAAAUUUCAAGCCAUUGUCAGGAACAGCAGUGUUGGCCACAAAGUGUUAACUCUUCUGUUGAAGCUUCCAGCAGAGAAAUGGUCCACUGAGGCUUCCCUGUUGGCAGGUCUUGUCUUUCAGGCCUCAGUUUAGAGAGCUGGCCCUUUGUGAUGCUCAGCUGCUCAUGAAUCUGAAAUAAAAAGAAGAUCUUAGCCAAUCUGCCCUUCCUGAACCUCUAGAAGACCACAGUUAAUCAGAAAGGCUGGAAUGUACUUCCCCCAUGGUUGCAGAUGAGAAGGGAAUAAAAAGAGAAUGGGUCAGUGGAGAUCAGGUGUCCAGUAGUGUAUGAAUAGGGUAACGGGUACAGUAGCACUAAUGAUGGCUUCUGUUGUCCAGCUAGCUGGUGUUUACUACCCACCAGAGCCAUAAGAGCUGCAUUAAAAUGACAAGGAAUUUCUACCAAUUAUCUGGUUUGUUAACACUGAUAACUUAUAUACCCAAAACCAACUUUUGAAUUUCCAUGCCUCAUUUCUAGAUAAGAGCACGGAGAUUAUAUUUCAUUAGUAAGCACUGGUCAUCACUAAGUAAUUCAGAGUGACUUGGUAUUUUACUAAAGCAAGUGUCAGACUUAAUGUGAUCCUUAUAGAAUUGUAUAUAAAAUUGUGAUAAUUCCACUGAAAUUAUAUGAAAGUUAAGUUGAAUAAGCUGGUGUCUUUCACCUCAGCAGUCACUAUGACUUUGAGCUCCUUUCUGGUGGUAAGCAUCAAUUUCUUCAUAAACAGCUCUGAAAAAAAGCCACCAACGCAGAAGAAUUUCACAUUAGUUUCAAAGUACUAUAUUACCAUCACUAGAACUAAAAAUACAGGCUCUUGGGGGGCGGUCAGGCAAUCAUAAGUGAUUUAAAACAGAUCUUUAACCUUGAGCUUAUUCUAACAUAAAACAUUGAAUGUUAGAGUCUUUGCUAUGUCUUUUCAAACCCAAUUUAUUUUUACUUUUGAUUUAAAGGAAAACUGUGACUCAAAUUUGAGCAGUUUUAUUUUUUUACUUCAAAGAUAAAGCUCUGAGUUUUAAAAUAUUUAAGAAAUGUUAAGUCUGCCUUAUUUAACAUUGUCUUAUAGUCUAAACGUGAGAGAAACCUGUAGCUUGUAUUGGUCAUCUUUGUACCUUUAAUAAAUUAUAAUUUUCAUGA